Messenger RNA from Cylindrotheca closterium, 3165 nucleotides. Lineage: Eukaryota; Bacillariophyta; Bacillariophyceae; Bacillariales; Bacillariaceae. The record is from the annotation of a GenBank genome assembly.
AUGGACAAAAACCCCAAACAACCGAGGUCUCGGUCUCACAACAGUAACACUGGCACUAACGAUUAUCAAUCCAGCAAUUAUUCGACUCAAAGCAGCGGCCACAGCCGAUCGUCUCAUGACAGAAUGACACGCCGCGGCCAGAGACAACAACAGCAGCAGCAACAACAAGGUUACGACGAUGAUGACUUUUCCGUCGCUCCUUCCAUGGACCAAGAUGUCAAAUCGGUAGUCUCGGUUAGUUUUGAUGACGUUUAUCAGCGUGGGCGCAAAUUGGGAUUGGGUGCCUUUGCCGUAGUCUUUGUCGGGACUCAUCGACCCACUGGGGCCGAAUACGCUGUCAAACAAAUUGAUCGAUCCACCAUGGUCUGGGGAGAUCGAGAUGCCCUCCAAGAUGAAAUUGCCAAUCUCAAAUUGGCCCGGGAGGGACCCAAUAUUGUGCAACUAUAUGAAGUGUACGAAGAGAGAGCCUUUUGUUAUCUCAUCAUGGAACUCAUGGAAGGUGGUGAGCUCUUGGAAUAUAUCAUUGAAAAGAAAACCUUUACCGAAACCGAAGCCCGGAUUACCACCAGUUGCGUCUUGAAGGCACUGAGUUAUAUGCACGAACGCAGAGUCGCCCAUCGAGACAUCAAGCCCGAGAAUUUAUUGCUCAGCCAACACAAGGAUUUGAAGUCAAUCAAAUUGGCCGAUUUCUCCUUUGCCAUGUACGUCAAGAAACGAAAUGAAUGCCGUACACUUUGCGGUACUCCGGGAUACUUGGCACCGGAAAUGUUGGAGCGAUUCCCUGCCUAUGAUGUCAAAUGCGAUGUUUGGUCUGCGGGAUGUUUGCUCUUUUUGCUCAUUGGGGGAUACCUCCCCUUUGAUGACGAGGAUGAUGAAGUUAUCUUUGAUUUAACUCGAGAUGGAUACUUUGAGUUCCAACCUGAAUUCUUCAGUGGGGUCAGUACGGGGGCCAAGGAAUUGAUUACCAGAAUGUUGACGGUCAAUGCCAAGAAACGUAUCUCCUCCUCGAACGCUUUGAAGUGUGACUGGAUCGUCAACGGUGAUGCCGAAGUGGAAGAACGACAGUUGAAUGUCAAGAAAAUCCAGAACUUGCUGGAAGGAAAGAGAAAAUUGCGGGCGGGUAUUGCUACGCUCAUUACGGCAAACCGUGUGAAACAGCUGAACGAUGGCUUUUCCGAAUACUUGGAGAAACGCAAGAACGAAAAUGCCGAGAAUCGAAUUGGCAAAAAGCAGAAGGAAAGUCGAGAGGAACGUUUUGUCGAAGACAGCCUCACGGGACAACCAUUUGAAGAUUUCUAUGAAAUUGGAGAAGAACUCGGAGAGGGUGGUUAUGCCUUCGUCUAUCGUUGCGAGCACAAGCGCACGAAAAAGACCUAUGCGGUCAAGGAAGUCGUCAUCUCCAAGAUGGAAAAUGGAGGAGAAUCCACCCUCAAGGAUGAGAUUGCCGCCCUCAAAAUGCUGCGAGGAGGUUCUCAUAUCGUACGACUGUUUGAUGUCUUUUACGAUGAUGAUUCCUGUUUUAUGGUCAUGGAAGAAAUGAAGGGUGGUGACUUGCUGUCGAGAAUUGUCGACAAGGAAGUUUAUACAGAACGUGAGGCUCGAGGAGUCUGCAAGGUUUUGUUCGAAGCUGUCUUGUACUGUCAUCACAUGAAGGUGGCCCAUCGUGAUAUCAAGCCUGAGAAUCUUUUGUUGGUCAACGAAAAUGACGAUGCGACUGUGAAACUGGCCGAUUUUGGUUUUGCCAAGCGUGUGACGGGAGAAAAGUCCUUGAGUACACUUUGUGGUACCGCUCAGUAUGUUGCACCCGAAAUUUUGGACUAUCAAGUCAAUGGAUACGAUGAAACAUGUGAUAUGUGGUCCGUUGGUGUGGUAACCUACAUUCUGUUGGGCGGAUACGCUCCUUUCGAAGGUCCGGCUGACGAAUUGGCUCAAUUCAUUAUUCGCGGAGAUUACGAGUUCCACGACAAAUACUGGGCUGAUAUUUCAGAGUCAGCCAAGGAUAUGAUUGCACACAUGUUGACAGUCGAUCCUGCAGAACGCGUGACUGCUGAAGGAGCACUGCAAUGUGAAUGGAUGGGUCUAGACGCCGAACAACUUGCGUCGAAGGAUUUGGGAGGUAACCGAGCGGGAUUGCAAGCAACACAUUCCAAGAUGACUAGCACAGACACUGGAGAUGCCAAGAAGGCUUUGCAAGCCCUCAUCAAGACUAACAAAUUCUUGUCUCUUGGUGGCAUGACCCCCCUGCAAGAAGGUAACGAGAACACACCAAAGAUUGAAGACUUGGCGGAAGACGAUUUCGAGGAUGUCUACGAAUGGGGCCGCCAGAUUGGAAUCGGCACCUUUUCAGUCAUUCACGAAUGUACCCACUUCGACACCGAAGACCUCUAUGCUGUCAAGCGUAUUCCUCGUGUCGACCUAUGGGAAGAAGAUGCCGAGGCGCUGCGUAGCGAGAUUACGUGUUUGAAGAUGUUGACCGAGUGCAGCUGCGUCGUACAGCUCAAGGAAGUUUUUGAUGAAGUCGACUUUACAUACAUGGUAAUGGAACGUUUGAUGGGAGGAUACUUGAUUGAUAAGAUCAUUGAAAAGGAAUGCUAUGACGAACCCGAAGGUUUGAUCGUCGCCAAACGUCUUUUGACAGGAGUGGCGUUCUGUCACGAACGGCGGAUAGCCAUCCGUGACUUGAAGCCUGAGAAUGUGCUGCUGGUCGAAGGAAGUGAUACAAGAGUCAAGAUUACGGACUUUGGAUAUGCCAAGAAGCUUCUUCAGCCCAAUUCGUUGACUACUGUUUGUGGUACGGAGGGUUUUGUUGCCCCCGAGAUUAUUGAACACAACCCAGAGUACGAUGUUGAAUGUGAUAUCUGGAGUUUGGGUGUUCUCAUUUACGUCGUGCUGGGAGGAUACCGACCCUUCAGAGGGGAGGGCAACGAGUGCAUGGAGAAGAUCCGAUACGGAAUUUUCGCGUUCCACAAGAAGUACUGGAGUCACGUUUCAGACGAAGCCCGAACGCUCAUCGAGGAGAUGUUGACAGUCGACGUCCAAGAACGUAUCACAGCCCAAGAGGCUUUGGAGAGCGCUUGGAUUGCGAACUUGGAACGAAAGAAGAAGGCAAAGAAAAAGAAGGGUGCCAAGAGCAGAAGUAAGUCACCUAAGAGUGAACAGUACUGA